AUGGCUUCAAAUCCUUAUGUUAAAUCACUAAUUUGGUUAAUAUCAAUAGGCGGUCUUGGGUAUGGUCUCAUGCGUUUAACUGCACCUUCUGAGGAAAAGAUAGCAAAAAUUCGUGCAACUACCGCUGGUGUCCAUCUAACAGAAGACGAAAAAAAGAAAGUAUUAUUCCUUAAGAAAUUUCAAGAAGCAGCCUAUCAAAAAGAUCCUGUUUAUUUAAAGAAACCUGAAAACUAAAUCGAAAAUUCAGCUCAACAUGAACCACGAUUUAGAAGAC
This is a messenger RNA of Lucilia cuprina (Australian sheep blowfly), 274 nucleotides long. RefSeq lists its product as uncharacterized. Bases 1 to 234 code for a protein of 77 amino acids. The record is from RefSeq and is a predicted model, not a curated record. Lineage: Eukaryota; Metazoa; Arthropoda; Insecta; Diptera; Calliphoridae. The transcript has a single exon. Gene Ontology annotation, biological process: mitochondrial respiratory chain complex III assembly.